AUGUAUCGUCGCCAAGGAAUUGCACCUGAGCCAGGGCCCUCCAAUAAUGAGGCAACUACUUCCACCGAAGUGAAAGUGGUGACUCGCCUGAAGAGACUAUGUCACACGAAUCAAUAUGAACUUGACUCUAUCAACUCUCACCGGCAAGGCCAGCUCUCUCUGUUUGUCGAUCCCCUCGAUGACUUAUAUCAAAUGCAAAAGAAUUAUGCGGAGAUUGUCACCAAGGCAUUACAAUCCAAUGGUUCCAGCGAGCGGCAGCAAAAAUUGGCCUGCACUGGAGAGCCCAUUGGAUGUUUAGUUCGUUGGCUGGAGGAUAUUUGGCAUGUAGCUAUUGAUGGUCCUGAGAAGUUGAGGCUUGCGUAUGGCAAAAAUAGGCUCCCAGACCAAACGAUAACGUUUCAUCUCCUUGCCCAUGCCCACACAAUUGAGUAUGACAUUCUCAUAUUCUUGAAGAGACUGUUCGAGGCUGAGAUUCAGUCGAUUUGGCCCAUCGCCUCAGCUAAUUGGGGACUCUGCCUGUAG
Desarmillaria tabescens is the source of this 522-nucleotide messenger RNA. RefSeq lists its product as uncharacterized. Lineage: Eukaryota; Fungi; Basidiomycota; Agaricomycetes; Agaricales; Physalacriaceae. The transcript is spliced from 5 exons. The record is from RefSeq and is a predicted model, not a curated record. The coding region runs from base 1 to 522 and encodes 173 amino acids.